GUGACUCCCUCCCAAGUGGCCCCUCCCGGGAGCAAGGUGUGAUCCGAUGUCCGUAUGUCGCAAAAUAAAUACAGGAAUUUAUGGUGUCAUCUGCUUCAUUUAUUUAUUACAGAAACAGCGAGUAUGGCUCCAACAACACCGCAAAUCAUUACAUGCAAAGGUGCUGUGUGGUGGGGCGGCGGAGAAAACGAUGUGAGGGUGGAAGACAUACAAGUCGAUCCUCCCAAAGCGACCGAAGUUCGAGUGAAGGUGCUCUGUGCUAGCAUCUGCCACACCGACAUCGUUUGGGCCAGAGGAUUUCCCAUCCCUUUGGCUCCUCGAGUAUUAGGGCAUGAAGGAGUUGGCAUUGUCGAGAGCAUUGGGGAGAAAGUAACAGAUCUAAAAGUAGGCGAUGUUGUGAUUCCCACAUAUGUUGGUGAAUGUCAAGAAUGUGAGAACUGCAUUUCAAGGGAAUCCAACUUUUGCCUGAAAUACCCUAUGAGAAUAAAUGGUCUAAUGAUGGAUAACACAUCAAGGAUGUCCAUAAGGGAUCAAAAGAUAUUCCAUCUCUUUAGUUGUUCUACAUUUGCAGAGUACAUGGUCACUGAAACAAACUACCUUGUCAAAGUUGAUCCGGAUAUCGACCCGGCCAAUGCUAGCUUCAUCUCUUGUGGGUUCUCAACUGGUUUUGGAGCUGUUUGGAAGGAAGCCAAGGUUGAAAGUGGAUCAUCUGUCGCUGUUUUUGGCCUCGGUGCUGUUGGAUUAGGGGCUAUAAGCGCAGCCAAAAUAAUGGGGGCAACUAAGAUAAUUGGGAUUGACAAAAAUGAGAUGAAGAAAGUAAAAGGAGAAGCUUUUGGAAUGACAGAUUUUAUCAAUCCUGAUGCAUCUGACAAACCAUCUUCAGAGUUGGUGAAGGAAUUGAGUGGUGGAAUGGGUGUGGAUUAUUCCUUUGAGUGCACUGGAGUUAUCCCCUUGGUUUCUCAAGCCCUGCAAGCCACAAAAUUGGGAAAGGGAAAGACAAUAGCAAUUGGUUCAGUAACUGAAGAAUUUGUGCCCAUCAACUUUCGUUCUAUCUUACUUGGGCGAACUUUAAAAGGUUCCCUUUUUGGAGGACUAAAGCCCCAAUCUGACCUGCCUUUCAUAAUUGACAAAUGCCUCAAGAAGGAGUUCCCUCUUCGUGAACUGCUAACUCAUGAAGUGCCCUUGACAGAUAUAGACAAAGCUUUGGAGCUAUUAGGAAAACCAGAUUGUAUCAAAGUUGUCAUUAGGAUGUGAAUAUGAUGUUGUUGUAAAUUGUUUGCAAGUCUCCCAGCAAAUUGCCUGUCCUUGUAUCGUGGUUUUCAGGUUUUAAUCCAGCAGAACUUCGGAUGAUUAGCUAUAAAGUUUUAAUCAAUCCUUUCCAAUAAUAACAAUAAUAGCUCAAUUUAUAA
This is a messenger RNA of Prosopis cineraria, 1409 nucleotides long. Its product is annotated as 8-hydroxygeraniol oxidoreductase-like. The transcript has 7 exons. Gene Ontology annotation, molecular function: S-(hydroxymethyl)glutathione dehydrogenase [NAD(P)+] activity; zinc ion binding. The record is from RefSeq and is a predicted model, not a curated record. Gene Ontology annotation, cellular component: cytosol. Lineage: Eukaryota; Viridiplantae; Streptophyta; Magnoliopsida; Fabales; Fabaceae. Gene Ontology annotation, biological process: formaldehyde catabolic process. The coding region runs from base 55 to 1254 and encodes 399 amino acids.